This is a messenger RNA of Solanum dulcamara, 1686 nucleotides long. RefSeq names its product protein VACUOLELESS GAMETOPHYTES. Lineage: Eukaryota; Viridiplantae; Streptophyta; Magnoliopsida; Solanales; Solanaceae. The record is from RefSeq and is a predicted model, not a curated record. The coding region runs from base 151 to 885 and encodes 244 amino acids. The transcript is spliced from 2 exons. Gene Ontology annotation, molecular function: zinc ion binding.
ACACUAACGAUGACAAUAUAUAUAACUUAAACUCAAAAUUUAAUAAUAGAGUCCAAGAAUCAUCUUUAUAUAAUGACCACUUAGAAUUCAUUUCUUUUGCUAGCUAGCCACCGAAAAACUAUUAUUUUUUUUCAAAAAAUAAAUAAAAGCAUGAAGUACAAUGAGAUAUCUCAUUUUAGCCACCCUCAACACAAGCUAAGAUAUGAAUACUCAGAAUUUCCAUUCAAAUGUGAUGGUUGCAAAGAAGUAGGCAUAGGGUCUCGUUACAAAUGCACAAUUUGUGACUAUGAUUUACAUAUGCAUUGUGCAAUUCCUUCAGCUUCAAUUACACAUCCAUUUUACAAAAAGUGUUGUUUCCAAUUCCUCUCUCGUCCCCCGGGACACGUACCCCGCUACUGCAACGCUUGUGAGAAGGACAUAACUGGAUUUAUGUACCAUUGUAGGUCUUGUGGAUUUGAUCUUCAUCCAUGUUGUGCUAAGCUUCCUAUGCUGCUUGAUGAUGGAGAUGUAAAGCUUUACUUGUAUAGAAAGGUAAGUGCAACAUGCCACAGAUGUGGGAGGAAAGGGAGAAACAGAAGCUGGAGUUAUAGAUCUACAUGCAAGAAAUACAAUUUACAUGUGGCAUGUGUCAAAGAGAUGCUUGUGGAUAGUUGGCAUGAAAUCUACUUUGGUCAUGGAGAUAAUCACAACAAUAAUUAUAGAAAAUUGGAGAAUAGGAUCCCAAGUCUGAAAGGUACACUUCAAACUCAUCAUAAGAAAAGCAAAGGCAAAGCCCAAAAAUGUUGUGAGGUGGCUGGUUUAGCUCUGCAGUUUAUUAUAUCUGCAGUUCUUGGAGACCCUACAACUCUUAUUGCUGGGGUCGUUGCUUCAUUAAUGUCAAAAUAAUAAUGUAAAUUAUUUAAACCAUACUAAAUUGGGGCUUUAGUUUCUGGUCAAGAUUAAUGGAGAUCAACUUGAUUAUGGACCUAAUGAAGUUGGACUAAUAAUAGUUAUGAUGUGGAAAAAAAAUGGUGGAUGUACAACCACUAAUGUAGAAAUUUAGUGUAGGGGUGUUCAUGGUUCGGUUUGGAUCGGUUAUUGAUUAAAACCAUAACCAAACCAACUUAGUCGGUUUUUAAAUGUCUAAAACCAUAACCAAACCAAGUAAAAUAAUAACCACGGUUUGGUUAUUGUCGGUUUGGUUCGGUUUGGUUCGGUUUUUCGGUUUAUUGUCAGAAAGACAUGUUGAUGGCAAAUUAGGUCCACCAAACUUGCAACGUAGUUUAUAUUUACAAGAGCAAGUCAAAUAGGGGUUCCAAAAUACAAACAACUUUGUCCAUAAAUAAAAAAAUUACAUAUUUAAACUAAACUAACUAGAUAUUAGAGAAUCCAUAGACCAUAAUAUAAUCAAAAGUACAUCUUCCUUAGAUUAAGCUCCAAACUAAUCAAUGCUCAAAACAGUAGGGUUUUUACUUUCUAGGGCUAUUCACAUAGUUGGAAGUGAAAAUGUAAAAGGAAAAGAAAGAGUAGGGUUUUUACUUUCUAGGGCUAUUCACAUAGUUGGGCUUCAGAGUUGAGAGUUGAGAGAGUUGGGCUUGGAUUGGGCUUGGAUUGUUGGACAUAAUAAGUAUAUUAAAAUUAAAUUAAUAAUUAAAAGGUAUAAAAUAUUUUUAAUUAUUUAUGAAAAGCUAAUAUUAUACAUAUAAA